Messenger RNA from Puccinia triticina, 645 nucleotides. RefSeq lists its product as uncharacterized. The transcript is spliced from 2 exons. Lineage: Eukaryota; Fungi; Basidiomycota; Pucciniomycetes; Pucciniales; Pucciniaceae. The record is from RefSeq and is a predicted model, not a curated record. The coding region runs from base 1 to 645 and encodes 214 amino acids. Gene Ontology annotation, molecular function: protein binding.
AUGACGGGGGCCGAGCGGGAUGCCGCUGCACAGCGCGAUCCAAGGCAAGUCUGGGCAAGAACGGGUCUCAACGGCGGCCAAGGGGGCCAAGGGCUGGACUAUCUGCAGGCGGGCGCACAAGCAAUGCAACCUGGAGCGCUUGGCGGGGCUAUUCGAGCGUGCGACCCGGGAGGGCGGCGGGUGUGGGACCGGCAUGCUCAUGCGGGACCUCUCCCUCCGGCACGGCUGGGGCUGCUGAGUCCGUCAUCAAAGACCUCAACCAGUCCCGCCAUCUUAACAGCAACAAAAACCCCUCCGGGAUCCCCGCCUCCCCUGAAAAAUCUUCCUCCCCUCGAUAAACAGAAAGACGACGUUGCAAGUCCGAGCUUCUCCUCGCUAUCUACGAGCUCGGCCAAUGCUUCCUGCGCGGCUGGGGGAGCAAGAAGGAUAAACAGCUUUUCCGUGAUCAAUUACUUUGAGUUGGCGGCAAAGCUGGGGGGGGGGGGGCUGGGGCUCUGCAAAGCCAAUGGCAAGGGCACCAAGAAGGAUCUCAAGCUGGCAGCCAAGUAUUACCGGAUGGCAGCCAACCAGGGCAUGGAGAUGAUGGGCUCGCAGUGGGUCUGGAAAGACAAGGUCCGUCCCUCCCCCUCCCUCCCCUCCCAGUGA